AUGGAGAAUAACCAAACAUUUCUGUACUUUGCAUAUGGUAGUAACCUACUGAAAGAGCGUCUGCAGCUCAGGAAUCCUUCUGCAACAGUGCACUGUGUGGCAAGGCUCAAGGACUAUAGAUUGGUUUUUGGUAACUACAAAGGCCUGGCCAGUGAUCGCUGGCAUGGGGGUGUGGCCAGCAUAGAGCACAGCCCAGGGGAUGAAGUGUGGGGUGUAGUGUGGAGGAUGAACAUAUCUGAUCUACAGUCACUAGACAAUCAAGAGAAUGUGAUGUUAGGUGCCUACAGACCAGUGGAGCUACAAGUGAUGACAAAAGGUCAGGAAAUCAACUGUCGCACCUAUAUAAUGAACAGCUGUGUGUAUGCCCAGCCAUCCCCUCAAUAUCUUCAGGUGAUUGUAAUGGGAGCAGAGCAAAAUGGCUUGCCAAAGGAGUACCAGGAGAAACUUAGAGCUAUUGAGACCAACACCUAUGAAGGCAUCUUACCCAUGAUGGCUGAGCUGGAUCAAGCCAGAAAAAGAAUCAAAGACAAAGCAAACCACUGA
Cyprinodon variegatus (sheepshead minnow) is the source of this 543-nucleotide messenger RNA. It is a transcript of the gene ggctb, whose product is annotated as gamma-glutamylcyclotransferase-like. Gene Ontology annotation, molecular function: gamma-glutamylcyclotransferase activity. The coding region runs from base 1 to 543 and encodes 180 amino acids. The record is from RefSeq and is a predicted model, not a curated record. The transcript has 4 exons. Lineage: Eukaryota; Metazoa; Chordata; Actinopteri; Cyprinodontiformes; Cyprinodontidae.